AUGCCUGAGUUGCAGGAUGAAGAGAAGAAUCAAACGACAUUUGCUGGAUUCAUCCUCCUGGGUUUCUCCUCCUCACCAGACCACCAAGAUUUUCUCUUUCCCAUCUUCCUCUCUAUGUACCUGCUUUGUCUGCUAGGAAACCUCUUGAUAAUCUUGCUGAUCUUCUCCAGUACCAACCUCCUCCAAGCUCCUAUGUAUUUCUUCCUCUGUCACUUGUCACUGGCUGACCUGGGAUUUAGUUCUGCUGCAGUGCCUAAAUUGCUAUACAACUUAGCGACCCAGACAAAAGCAAUAUCCCAUAAUGGUUGCCUGACACAGAUGUAUUUCUUUGUGAGUUUUGCUGCCACAGAUAACUUCCUCCUGGCCUCCAUGGCGUAUGACCGCUAUGUAGCCAUCUGCCAUCCUUUGCAUUAUGCCAGGAUUAUGAGCUUCAAGUACUGCCUUCUGUUGGCUGCUGGUUGCUGGCUGCUGGCUCAUUUCCACUCUUUGUUGUACACCCUGUUGGUAUCUAAUUUUACCUUCUGUGCUUCUCGAGAAAUCCCCCAUUUUUUCUGUGACAUCCACCCUUUAUUGAAAAUCUCUUGUUCUGACACCUCCAUUGUUGAUAAGCUUCUUGUCAGCGAAGGGACAGCAAUUGUCCUUGGGCCUCUGUUUCUCAUUCUUUUCUCUUAUGCCUUCAUUGUCCUGAAGGUGCUGAAGCUUCCAUGUAAGUCCAAAAAGUACAAAGCUUUCUCUACUUGCAGUGCCCACCUCACCACUGUGGCUUUGUUCUAUGGCACGGUGAUAGGUACCUACCUCCGCCCCUCAUCUUCCUAUUCUGCCUCGAGGCUGAGAGUGGCAUCAAUAUUCUAUACAGUGGUCACCCCUAUUCUCAAUCCUUUCAUAUACAGCCUGAGGAACAGUGAGAUGCAUGCAGCCAUCAAGAGACUGGUAAGGAAUUGGUUUUAG
Molecule: messenger RNA, 948 nt
Organism: Ahaetulla prasina
Lineage: Eukaryota; Metazoa; Chordata; Lepidosauria; Squamata; Colubridae
Product: olfactory receptor 1L4-like
Exons: 1
Coding region: 1-948 (315 amino acids)
Biological process (GO): G protein-coupled receptor signaling pathway
Cellular component (GO): membrane
Molecular function (GO): G protein-coupled receptor activity; olfactory receptor activity
Source: RefSeq, a predicted model, not a curated record